AUAUCAAUGACAAGUAGUGACACGUAGUGACAGUUCGAUCAAUUAGAUAUUACAGUUCAUGUAUAGUAUAUUUGCACAUAUUUUUCAUUCAUUAAAAUAGAAUAUAAAAAUGUUGAGGUUACGUCUUUCUGUAAAUGCUCCAAAAAUAUUUAAACGUAAUGUGGGAAUAUUAGCACCUGCUCUUCAGAAAGCAACUGAUCCCAUCCAACAACUAUUUAUAGAUAAAAUUCGUGAAUAUGCUAAUAAGAGUCAGGGUGGAAAAUUAGUUGACCCGACUCCAGAUAUUGAAAAGGAAAGAAAAUCUGAAUUAGAAAAACUCGCUAAUCAGUUUGGUUGCGCUCCUGGUACAAAAAUGUCCGACUUCCCAUCAUUCAGUUUUACUGAUCCACCAAUAGAUUCAGGUGUAUCAAAAAGUUAAAUAUACUAAUAUGAUUUUGAAGUA
Messenger RNA from Polistes dominula (European paper wasp), 442 nucleotides. Its product is annotated as ATP synthase-coupling factor 6, mitochondrial. The record is from RefSeq and is a predicted model, not a curated record. Gene Ontology annotation, biological process: proton motive force-driven ATP synthesis. Gene Ontology annotation, molecular function: proton transmembrane transporter activity. NCBI's taxonomy places the organism in Eukaryota, Metazoa, Arthropoda, Insecta, Hymenoptera, Vespidae. Gene Ontology annotation, cellular component: proton-transporting ATP synthase complex.